AUGACGAUGCAGACACACGACACGACGGAGAUGUUGGCUAAAGGUGAUGAGAACUUAAUGGUCAGUAAAAAUCUACCUACGUCGGUUGUCAUGCGUGCCAAGCGACGUAGUAGCAACGAUGCGGCUCAACGAGUGUACGACAGCGACCGAUUUAAGCUCGUGCAAAGUCGUCGAGGCUCAGCCAGUCCUGGCCACGUGCUUCCUGCCUUAGAACCGAGAUGCAAUCAAAAUAUUAACGCUGAAAUGGAGCGACCAAUUGAGGCCGCACCACCACCAGCAGCGGCUGUGGAAAAGAAGAAAAAGGAGCCGACGCCGCAGCCGGUCGUGCCCGAUAAGAUCCUAGAGGCUUAUCUCGAUGCUCGUGGCUAUGUCAAGACUCGGACAUACGUCAAGGGCAAGUUUUUGGGCAAGGGAGGAUUCGCCCGUUGCUAUGAGUUGAAAUGCGAACAGACAGGGAAGAUAUUUGCGGCCAAAGUGGUGGCUAAACGCUCGCUAGUUAAAGUGAAGACCAAGCAAAAAUUUACGUCGGAGAUCAAGAUUCACAAGUCACUGCAUCACCCGCAAAUUGUACAGUUUGAACAUUUCUUUGAAGACUCGGAGAAUGCCUACAUUGUGUUGGAAUUGUGUCGCAACCAGUCCAUGCUGGACUUGAUGCGGCGGAGAAAACGUUUGUCUGAGAGCGAAGUAAAGUUUUACAUGCGCCAGCUCGUGGAGGGACUGGCGUAUCUCCAUGAAAAGUUAGUGAUUCAUCGCGACCUAAAGCUGGGGAAUUUGUUUCUCACAUCAGACAUGCGACUCAAAAUUGGAGACUUUGGACUUGCUACUCGACUUGAAAACCUUGAAGAUCGCAAGCGCACCAUGUGUGGGACGCCAAACUAUAUUGCGCCUGAAAUUUUGAGCGGACAGCGUGGCGACGGACACAGUUUUGAAGUCGACAUCUGGUCUACUGGUGUUGUCAUGUAUACGCUUCUUGUGGGACGGCCUCCUUUCGAAACAGACGAUGUCAAGGCCACAUAUAAGCGUAUCCGUGCCAACAAGUACGACUUUCCAGAGACAGCGCACAUUUCACGGUCGGCGCAAUCGCUUGUUCGCAGUAUCCUGCGCAAUGAUCCUGACGCACGACCAUCAUUAAAGCAGAUUUUGACUCACCCGUUUUUGGCUGAUGAAUUUGUACCAAGAACACUGCCAAGAACUGCAUUACUUGCAACACCACCUUCGUGCAAAAUCCAGUCGUUUGCUAGUCACCACAGUGACAGUGAACGCCUUGCGAGAUCGACUGGAGUAAUAAUCUCGCCGCCUGCUGCAUCAAAGAAGUAUCCGCUUAGGACACGAGAUAUCAACGCUCACACUCAACGCGCUUCUGAUCCUGGGGCGUCGCCCUCAUUGACGCAGCCGCUGCCUCCUGCGCAUAAGCGCGACGGCUUUGGAAGGACAUCAGGGUUCUCAAGCUCGACAAAACGAAAUUUGGCAGCUAGCAGCAGCAUUGCAGUGAAAUCGCUGCACACGGAGGCAGUUGACACCCCUUCGGCUGCCUUUCCUAACGUGUUGGAGUUCGCAUACAAGUCACUAUCACGAUUCUUUUUUUUGCAAGAACACAGUCGCAGCGGAGACGAUGACGACAAGAGGUUGAGUGAAUCGUCAUCUGCUGCUACAAUCGUUGCUGCAGCUCAGAGAGUGAUGGAGGUCCGCGCUGAGGCUGACGAGAUCUGUCCGCUCAUUCCUGCCACCUUGUGGAUAUCUCAGUGGGUGGAUUACACAUCCAAAUAUGGUAUUGGCUACAUGCUUUCGAAUGGUGAAUCGGGUGUGUACUUCAAUGACUCCACCAAAAUGAUUUCAUCAGCAGACGGCCGAGUUUUUGAGUACAUUGAGCGCCAAAGCAGUCAUAGUGCAAGCCCAGAAGCUCGGGUCCGCUACACCACAGAUGAUUACGAUCCGGUGCUCAGCAAGAAGGUGACACUGUUAGGUCACUUUAAAGGCUAUUUGGUGGACGCUCGCGUAGAGAACGACGAAGCAGAUAUUCUUGAAAGUCAGCUUGCACAAUCUUACGGGUUGUCUCGCGAAGCUAACACGGAUACCAGUGCAAUUGGAAGCAGCAAUGGCGAUGGAGUGGCUCAAUCGAUGGUGUUCGUCACGAAGUGGGUCAAGACUCGUCACGCGGUGCUGUUUCAACUCUCCAACGGGGCAAUUCAGUUUAACUUCUUUGACAAGUCGAAGCUUAUGCUAUCUGUAAAUGCUCGCGUUGCAACGUAUCUGAACCGCGAUGGUAACCUGGCCGUGUUCUCGUCCUCCAGAGUUAUUCUCACGUCAGAGCGACCAGAUUUAAGUAAACGCUUGCGUUAUGCUAAAGACAUGCUGCAGCAAAUGGUGCGGACAACCGAGCAAAAGUAG
This is a messenger RNA of Peronospora farinosa, 2388 nucleotides long. Lineage: Eukaryota; Oomycota; Peronosporomycetes; Peronosporales; Peronosporaceae. The record is from the annotation of a GenBank genome assembly.